Uncinocarpus reesii 1704 is the source of this 2163-nucleotide messenger RNA. RefSeq lists its product as uncharacterized. The record is from RefSeq and is a predicted model, not a curated record. Gene Ontology annotation, molecular function: zinc ion binding; acetyltransferase activity; DNA-binding transcription factor activity, RNA polymerase II-specific. The transcript is spliced from 2 exons. The coding region runs from base 1 to 2163 and encodes 720 amino acids. NCBI's taxonomy places the organism in Eukaryota, Fungi, Ascomycota, Eurotiomycetes, Onygenales, Onygenaceae. Gene Ontology annotation, biological process: regulation of DNA-templated transcription.
AUGGCCAAUGGAAACCAUGAUGCGUCGAGGGAUUCAAACAUAGAGAGCCCCUCGCGGUUUACUGCCGUCAACGGCAGGGAUCCGCCGCCUGUGUUUCUCAACGGCUCGAAUGGUACCUCCGAUACUCACACGCCAACGAACCACAGCCAUGAGCCGGAACGACCCGUCGAAAGUCGUCGCGGGAGUGAGCUUCAAAAAAUCCUGCCAGCACAGAAAGAUUUACCAACGAUAAACGCGAAUCAUGACCAAAUGGAGGACCAAAAAGCCUCAGAUGCCCGCUCCACGAGCCUUAAUCGAAAUAAACGAAAGAGAUCCGACUCCGGUGACCGUCAGGUGUCACCCACCUCAAACUAUACUCCAAGCGUUUCCAGAAGCCCCAAUCCUAGAAUCGGAGACAACGUACCACUGCAGCCCCGCCCAGUGGAAAUGAAUGGCAUGACAAGGCCAACCAUGACACCCGAAUCUGACCUUGGAACCAGGGUGCCUCAACGACAAUUUUCCGUUGACGGACCGGAUGAAACAAAUCUGAUGUCGCAGCGUGCCGCGUGGAAUGGCCACGACUCGCAAUCGACGAGCCAAAACGGACACUUAAGCCAACCAAUAGACUCUUCCGAUGCCCAAGUUGCCGAAGCACUCCAGAGGGACGUGCAGAGCAAUGAUGAUGUUUCAAAAGCAUGGGAUUCCGCGUCCAACGGGCACCGAACCGAAACCCCUGGCCCGAACCAUGCUCAGUUGGUCCUUCAGAAUCAAAAUCAACUUGACGAGAAACCGCAAACCCAGAUUCAACCUCAGAUCAAAUCCCAGCCCCAAUCUCAAAACCAAUCUCAGGGGCAGUCGCACUCUCAAUCUUCCUCCCAGUCUGGCCCCAAGAGAAAAAGGGUUUUCAGCAACAGAACGAAGACCGGCUGUAUGACGUGUCGUAGACGAAAGAAGAAGUGUGACGAACAGCACCCCGCAUGCAACAAUUGCAUCCGUGGCAACUUUCCUUGCGAAGGGUACUCUGCUCGAAGCACCUGGCAAAAGCCUUCUAACCCAAAAGGUCCGGUCCCUUUGCAAUCCAAAAGCAAUUAUCCAGAAGUUGCUCACCCUUACACCCACGAAGUGAGCCCCCAGCGACACGAUACUAGGAUUUCAGCUGCUGCCAUACUCCCGGACGGCACCAAGGGCAGGCCAGUACCAGUUGACGAAGCUGAUCGUGGCGCAACGCAGUAUAUUAGUAGCCCACCCGGUACCGGUUCGAGGAAUUCGUGGCCCAAAGCAUCCUGGGCCACGCAGGGACCCACAACUUACCUCCCGGACGGGCCACCAAAGCCUGAAUUCAGGGAUAGUUCGGGUCUGAAAGAUAUCUCUCGAACCGAACAGACAAAGACAGACUACACAGUGGUACAUUCAAGCUGCGAAUUGAGUCACAAUUCACACCCGAAACCAACUUUGGCUGUGUUCCAGAACACCAUCGAGCAAAGGCAGCCUCCUCCCCGUCUCGACGCCGCCAACUAUUCCGCUCAGGCCCGAAUGGCUUUGAAUAUGGAGCCGCAUAUCACCUUUGAGUCAAGCGGGAAGACUGAAAAGGAGAAGAUGCUCAGUGGAGAGCAGUACCGACCGUUUGAUCCUCAACUUACCAAAGACAGAGAACGCUGCAAAACUGCUCUUUGGCGAUUCACCAACGCCGGAAACCCUAUUUAUGGAAUCAGCACCACCGAACGUACCCGACUGCUGAAGGAAAUUCUGAUGCCUCCGUCUGAGGGCCAGUCGGAAAUCGCGGCUUCUCAGCCAGUAGGAUCUUUGGGUCCUGGUGCUGUUGUGGAAGCCCCAUUCAAUUGCCACUAUGGCUACAACAUCAACAUCGGAGAGGACGUCUUGAUCUCAGAGAAUUGCUUUUUCGCUGAUGAUUGUACCAUUACUGUCGGCGCGCAUACUUGGAUUGGCCCUAAUGUUACCAUCCUCAGCUCCAUGGCUAUUGGUAGUAUGCAGGAGCGCAAAGGGUCGCAGAGCCGGUACCAAGGGCGUCCCGUCGUCAUCGCCGAAGAUUGUUGGAUUGGUGCUGGAUGCACAAUCCUGCCAGGCGUCACCCUGGGACGAGGAGCUUAUAUCGCUCCCGGCGAAGUUGUCCGGUCUCAGAUUCUGCCCUACGGUUUCCAAGGUCUAAAACCCAACUAUCCAUGA